Didymodactylos carnosus is the source of this 942-nucleotide messenger RNA. The record is from the annotation of a GenBank genome assembly. Lineage: Eukaryota; Metazoa; Rotifera; Eurotatoria; Philodinida; Philodinidae.
AUGAAAACUCGUUUUUCAGGUAGUUUUCGAUGGAAUUUAACAGGAAUAACAGUGGCAGGAACAACUGGUACAAAUGGUACACUGCCAAAUCAGCUGAAUUUACCAUAUGGCAUAUUUAUUGAUUCAAAUAAUGAUUUAUAUGUAGCUGAUUACAAGAACCAUCGAAUACAAAAAUGGUUGAGUGGUGCUUCAACUGGCACAACAAUCGCUGGACUUACCAAUUGUACAAGUGGAUCAACUUCAAAUCACCUAUAUUAUCCUACAGCUGUUUACGUUGAUAGAAAAAAUCAAAAUUUAUAUAUUGAUGACUCGGGCAAUCAUCGAGUACAAUUAUGGAAUAAUAGUGCUACCAAUGGUGCAACUGUUGCAGGAACUACUGGUAACGCUGGAAAUGGGAGUAAUCAAUUAAGUUACAUUUACGGUAUUUGGGUUGAUUCAAACGAGAAUAUUUAUGUGACAGACCGUGAUAAUUAUCGUGUUAUGAAAUGGACUUCUGGCAAUGCAUCGAGUGGGACAAUUGUGGUUAAUCAGCGAAAUGUACAGUUGAAUAUGCCAUACGGAAUAUAUUUAGACGAAAUCAGUAAUUCAGUUUAUAUAUCAGAUUCUGCAAUUCAUACAAUUAUGAAAUUAGUCUUAGGCGCUUCAAAUGGCACCAUAAUUGCGGGCAUAUCUGGCAUAAGUGGUUCGAAUUCAACUUUAAUGAAUAGCCCAACGUCAAUAACAUUUGAUCAAUAUGGUAAUCUAUAUGUUGCCGAUAGUCAAAAUCAUCGGGUACAAAUGUUCUGUCCAAAUUCACUAUCAGGAAUAACAAUCGCAGGUGGUAGUAGUGGCUUGAGUAGUACACAGUUACAUUCUCCAUUAGGUCUUGCUUUAGAUUCUAAUCUCAAUCUCUAUGUAUCAGACUCUAAAAAUCAUCGGAUACAGAAAUUUAUGAAAUUAUAA